Messenger RNA from Serendipita indica DSM 11827, 3873 nucleotides. The record is from the annotation of a GenBank genome assembly. NCBI's taxonomy places the organism in Eukaryota, Fungi, Basidiomycota, Agaricomycetes, Sebacinales, Serendipitaceae.
AUGUUCAACGACGACACUUUACGGGAGAAUCUAUUGCGUCUUCGCGGUCAAGUGCAUGACGAGGAGACGCUAAUCGGUCUACUCAGUCUUCCUCUCGAACUCCUUGGAUUUGUUACUUCGACUGUUGACCAGUCCGAGGGUUUAGACAAAAGAAAGAUUAAAAAAUAUAUACGGGAUUACCAAUCCUGUCUCGUCCGAGAUGUUCUACCCCAUUGGGUCGAGAGACUUGCAGAGAUGAAUAAAAUAUCCCUAGUCAAGACGUAUUUCAUCCCAAUCCCGAAGACAGAUGCGUCGAAAGAGGCUUUGAUAUCUUCUUACGACUCCUUGAUUGCACCUCCAAUACUUCAGUUCUCAGUGGACACACUCUGCGAACUCUGCGACGUCUUCACACCGCUUGAUGCAUUCGAACACCUCUUCGCUGGUAAUACGCCUGAAGGCAUCCAGGAAGCUGCCCAAACGUGGACCGACUUUAAUAAAUCCCUCUUCUCGAUUCCGGGGAGACUGAUGAACGCAUCUGUGGAGGAAAAAUUGGACAUUCCCGACCGACUAUUAUCAAAUCAAUUCUUCUCGGGUCUUUGCCUCUCGUUUCAUCAGCUACUGCAAUCUUCUCAUGUACAAUCCGAUAAAGGCAAACCUACAGGUGUUCACGUUGAAGCGGCAGCAUCGACACUCAGUCGAUUGGUUACGUUUGGUUGUUUUCCCCUCUCGAUGCCAAUUCUACCAACCGCGACGUCUUUCUGGAAGCAAGUACUUCAAAUCCUGAUAAAUCAACCAAAAUCCAUCAUUCUUGACAGAAAUAGCGGACAGCAGCAUAUCCUUAUUUCAAUCCUCGCCUGCAUCCCUCUAGGUCAGCAAAUCGCCAUCAUACAGUCACUGUUCGCGCAUUUAGAUAUCAUCACAUACAAAAAUCUAUCAAUUUCUAUCGCUGGGGUUGACGAUUCACCAACUCAUCGACUCGCCAUUAAACAGACCGCACUCCAACUUUCCAAUAUUGUAGGCUGGCCAAUGCAACUGAAAUCCGAUAGUUCUAUCACAAAUACGCGUGCUCCGUGGGACAGCACUCUUUGGUCACUCACUUCCACUAUUUUGGAUCGACCCAUCAGCCAGGGAUUGGCGAGAGCCAUUUCGUGCUGGUUCUCUCUGGGUCCGUCUCGUGAUAAAGCUUUGAGAAAGCUCCUUGAUAGAGCCGUCGAACUGUGGACUGAUGAGGAACAUAUCAAACACUCAACACUCGAUCGACAUAGAGUGGUCACCUGCCUGCUGUUGACGACCCUCGUCGAGCUGUUUGGCAACCUGCAGCAACCUCAAACGGAAAACUCAGUGUUCAGAUACCUAUCCACACUACCUUCAUUCGUGAAUGCCGUGGGCAUCUACAUCGGACACCUUGAUCCAAGCGUGAGGCGGUGCGGGUUAUUGGUGGCAGAGAUCAUUGCCCAGAAUGCCGGCGGAAAGCUUCAGUUCCAGGACUGGGAUGGGGAUGGGGAAGGAAGGGAAUGGGCCAGGGCAAUGAGAUCUCUGGCGAAUGGCAGAGACUCGGACGCCGAAGUUGAAAAAGGAGAUGCAACACCAUCUCUCUCACAAGAAAACUAUCAAAGCGCCCUAUCACCACCACUCCCUACUAAUUCGCAGACCAUCACCAUUGUUGACCAAACCGAAGACUCGGACGACUCACUAGAGGGUUAUGCUUCGUCUGAGCUCUCUUCACGGCCGCCCACUCCAACACCAGCUGUGGAGACCUUGGUCACAGAAGACCCUAAAUUGGAAUCACGAGAGCCAACCGUCGAGGAGGUCAAUGCAGAUCCGACACUCCUUGAUCCGAUGAAGAAGAAGAUACGGAGACCGGUCUACCUCUUGGACCUCGGAAAUUUAUUCAAAGUACCCAAGGAGGGAAGCGAGCAAGCGGAGAGUAUCCGGGUUGGACUUGAGAAUGCAUCUGCCCUGAUCCGCAGAAAGGCUCGAUGGGGCUCUGAAUUAGAGGAGAAUGCAGUAGACCUGGCAUAUACUAUCAUGGGCCUGCAAAACAAUUACGAUCUGGAAAACUUUGAUCUAAGCGUCCUUGAAGCAUUGACGGCGCUGGUCGCUUGCUGUCCCAAAAAGGCUGCCCCAUGCAUCAUUGAACAUUUCUUCACGCCGAGUUUUUCUGUCGGACAGCGCUUCAGGAUGCUGAGUGCAUUGGCUCUUGGGGCGCGAGAGCUUGCCGGAUUGCCAACGCCUCAACUCGCUGUCCGCGUCCUGGAGUUUCCAAGCCGACUCUUAGCACCACCUUCUCACAAAAAGUAUAUCACCUCGGAGGAUAUGGAGCAAGCUGAUGUCCAAAUACGAGGACUCGUUGAAGGAAUCAGUGCUGAAGCCGUCGAGAAAGGCAGAAAGAACGCAGAAGAAAGCGUACCUGAGAUCGUCAGGGAGCGACAACUUACCAUCCUAGGAGGACGAAACAAGAAACCUGGUAUCGUGGAGCUCAAUUCUUCGUCAAGACCAUCGCAGGAAGCAAAUGUCAAAGCAAGUGUCUCUUUCACCGAAUUGGCCUCUGAAUUCUUCAUAUCGCCUCUAAUAUCGAGGUUCUGGGUAUACCUUCAAGACUCGCUAGCCUACGAGGAUGCCCGCCGUCGGACUCGCUCAGGAGGAGGGUUCAGAGCUGCUGGAACGGGAAUGAUACUUAGUCCCCUUGUCCUUGCACACCUUGUCAACACAGUUGCUGUCUUAGCACACGCAGCACGGCAUUCUCCUGCGUAUCUUUCGAUCAUCGCCCCUGCGGCUCUGGAGCUUGCUGCGACUGUUGGCACAAGAAAGAUGUCUACAGAGCAAAGCUUUGCAUCCGGUGAUUCCUCUGAUGAAGAGCUCCGGCGGGAUUCCUCGGUUUUAUGCUCGGCUUUGGAGCUUGCAAUCGUCGUCGUAGACGCUUGCAUCGACCUAGAUGGUGGAAAAACAAUCGCUUCGGAAAAUGGAUCACUCGUCACGAGUGCAUCGAUAUGGGCAAACAAGACAUUUGAAACUGUGCAUAAAGGACUCCGGCUGGAAGGGAUGGGUGGUGAAAUGGAGAGGAGGUUGAGCAAAGCCAGCGCCGGGCUCGUCAUAAAGCUGGAAGAAGUGACGGCACGAUGGCACCCUAUUCCGCUGUUGCCGAUCUCAAGCGGUCUGGGUCUUGCAACUUGCGCCGAGUUGGCUAAAUGUGGUGCUUAUGUGGCCACUCUGGACAUUCAGGAUCUACCGGAUGCGUAUCAACGAGGAGGAGGGGAUCACAUUCGAUACUUCAAGGCGGACUUGACGAGGGAUUCAGAGAUUGCAGAAGCCGUUAGUCAGGCUGUCAAAUGGUCCAAGGAGACGGGUGCAAAGCUAGGAGGCGUUAUUAACUGUGGAGGAGUUGCUACAGCAGCAAAGAUGGUCACUUCGGAUGGGACGCCCCACUCGCUGGAUCUUUUCGAGUUUGCUUUGAACAUCAACGUUGUUGGAACGUUUAAUCUGACUCGGCGAGUACUGGAGCACCUUGUGCACAUCGAGCCUGAAGGGAAAGAUGGAGAACGAGGAAUAGUCAUUAUGGUCGCGAGUGCUGCAGCGUUUGAGGGGCAGCAGGGUCAGGUUGCUUAUGCAGCCUCGAAAGGCGCAGUUCGAGCAAUGACUCUGCCCAUGGCUCGAGACCUGGGUCGAUUUGGCAUUCGGGUGAACACUAUCGCUCCCUCUCUGUUCAUCUCGCCCAUGACAGAAAGGAUGUCAGAAAAGGUUCACAAGUCACUAGAGCGGGAGCUGGUCUUCCCACGACGAUUUGGAGAGCCGGAAGAGUUUGCCCAUACGUGCAAGAUGGUGAUUGAGUCUACCUAUCUAAAUGGAGAGACAAUUCGUCUGUCUGGUGGCGCAAGAAUGCCUGGACGGUUGUAA